Messenger RNA from Phymastichus coffea, 1100 nucleotides. RefSeq names its product RRP15-like protein. Gene Ontology annotation, cellular component: preribosome, large subunit precursor. The transcript has 4 exons. Gene Ontology annotation, biological process: maturation of LSU-rRNA; maturation of 5.8S rRNA. NCBI's taxonomy places the organism in Eukaryota, Metazoa, Arthropoda, Insecta, Hymenoptera, Eulophidae. The record is from RefSeq and is a predicted model, not a curated record. The coding region runs from base 166 to 1092 and encodes 308 amino acids.
ACGACGCGAUCACACCAAAGUGUUGUUUUUAUUCAUGUAAAUUAUAUUUUAAAAACAUUUAUUUAUAUUUUAGUGCAUUUCUGUAAUAAAUCAGUGAAUAUUUAUCAUUAAAAGUUUUCUAUAAUACUCUUUCAACAGUAUUUGUUUGUUUAUUACCUUUUCAAAAUGAUUGCACUAGAUUCACCAUCAAAAUUGAAAAAAUCGCCAAAGAAAUCUGUGGUACAAGCACCUAUUGUUAAAACAGAAGGAAGCGAUUUUGAUGAUCAAGAAGAUUCAGAUGCAUCUGAAGCUGGGACUGACAGUCCAAAUGAAGAAAUGGAUAUUCGCGAAAAUUUGAGUAAUGAAGACCAGUCAAGUUCUGGAGAUGAUGGAGAUGAGUCUGAUAGAAAUGAAGAGGAUGAAGAAUCAAAUGAUGCAAUUGACAAAUCUAAGGCUAAUCAUGGUUGGGCAAAUGCCAUGAAAAAAGUUUUAAAUACCAAAAAACCAAAACGAAAGAAGUCUAUUGUCUUAUCAAAGGCAAAAAAACUAAAUGAGGUUUUAUCAAAGACAAAAGAAGAAGUUGUACCGUUUGAAGUUGAAGGCAAAGAUGGUACAAUUAAGAAAGAAACUAUUAAGAAAGAAGAAGAAGGGAGUACAACUAGUAAAGAGUCAAAGAAACACAAAAGAAAAGACUUGGGCAUUAGAGUAAAACCAUCUGUCUUAGACAGGGAACGAGAAAGACGCUUACAGAAAAUAGCUACAAAUGGUGUGGUUCAGUUAUUUAACGCAGUUAGGCAACAGCAAAAUGAAAUUGAAAAUAAAUUGAUUGAAGCUGGUCCAUUAGAGAGAAAACAAGAAAAAGCUUUGAAAAGUAUUGACAGGAAAGCUUUUUUGGAUGUUUUGAUGGGUGGUACCAACAAAUUGGUAGAAGUUGGCAAAGGUGAAUCGAAGGAGGAAAAGCAAGAAGACAAAGUUAAUGAUAGUAGUAGAAAAGAUAAUAAAAUAUGGAGUGUUCUAAGAGAUGAUUUUGUUAUGGGGGCAAAAUUAAAAGACUGGAACAAACAUGAUACCGAUGAAGAUUCAUCUGCACCAGAAGAAAUGGAUAGCGAUUAAGUUAUACA